GACAUCGGCAAACCCAGCUUUCCCUCAGGCUCCAGCGCUUCUAGGUUGGGACUAGCAUAUAUUUUAAAGCACAUGACAAUACUACUUCAGCACGAAAGGCAGAAGUUCAGCCUGCAACCUCAGGAAUCAAGACAUUUGCGUGUGCUAAUGUUUACAUGUUAGCAUGUGUUCCGCUUUACGCAUAGCGGCUACGGCUGUGGGCAGCGAGAGCGCUCUCGUUUGACCGUGUUCCCUUCGCGGAAUGGCUGGACGUCGCCCCUCUAACGCGGUGGCGUUGGGCGACUGGUCUGACCUCUACAAUGAGUUUCUGGCAAGCGAGCGAGGGGUAGAAGUGAUGGAGGGCACGAGCGGGCCGUUACUGAGUGCACGGGGCCCAACUUUCGAGCUCUCUAUGGCAGACCUCAGCGGCACCAGCGCCCCGGCGGCAAACCGGGCGUCGCAGCUUGGCGUAGGUGCAGGGCCUACGUCAGGCGCUUCAGCCUUCAUUGCAGAGGUGGUGGCAGAUGAACUGGUGGACGAAGCGGAGGCCGUGGAGGCAGAGUUGCUCCGUCGCUUGGGGGAUGAACCACCUGCGCCGAGCAGCGUGCCAAACACAGGCUGGCCACCGCAGCAUUACGCAGCCCUCCAGCAGCCGGGCCAGGCUGGUCGCAUGAGCGCCGGCUUGCGCUCAUCGGGACCGGCACCGCUGCCGCCCAACCUCGCGCGCCCGCAACCAUUUUGCACGCCCACGGCCGUGGGGGUGCCUGGCAGCCUCGCUGUCAGCCGCCAGGCAUGGCAAGCCCCUGCAAGCGUGCCCACAAAAGGGCAAGCAGGGAUUGGCGCUGGCUACCAUGUGCCAUCUUCACAGCGUGACUCGGUACUGCGUGCGUCGGUACCAUCUGCGGCCUACGGCGCGGCAACGGGGAUACCACAGGGCUGGGUGCCUGGCUACGGCUACGGCCACGGCGAUGCCGCUUCCUCAGGAAUGGUGCCCGAGCCUACAACAGCGCUGCGCCAGGCAAUGGGUAUGAGGAAUAUCCCCGUGCGUACCUCAGCGCCCGCACCACUGGGCGGACGCCCCGGCGCCCGUCGUGACGUGUCGCCAGGGUCUAUGUCGCGCCCCAGCCGCGGCCAGCCCAGCAGCUACGCGGCCCUUCACACGCAGCGGCAGAACAGCCCCCCGCACUCUCGCGGCAUCGGGAUAACUGUGGGCAAUAGUGCGGGUGGCACUGUAGGCGGCGGAGGCGGCGGAGGCGGCGUGGUUGGACCUGGCGUGGGCAGCUCUGUCGACCGCGAGGAGAUGUUCGAGGCACUGCACCGCGGCCUCUCGCCCCAUCGCCUCAGGGCGCUGUACCUGCCGCCUGGCACCGAUGGAGCGGCGGGGCCUGGUGCCUUCGGCCGGCGGGAGUCAGGGCCGGGUGGCAGCUAUGUCACCGCAUCAGCGCAGCAGCAGCAGCAGUACCCGCCGUAUCAAAAUCCGCUCCAGCGGAUUGAGAACUGGGCUGCAGCGGCAGCGGCACGGUCAGCGGUGCCGCAACCGGCCAUGUACAUGACCGCUGCAGGGCCGCGGGCGUCGCCGCUGCGGCAGUCAGCCCCAAUGGCCGGCGGCGACGCCACCUCAGCCCAGCGUGGCGGCGAGCAGUACAUGACCGCCGCCGCCAAUGCGCAGGCGUCGCGUGGUCCUCAGGGUCAGGGUGUGGCUGGCAUGGACCUACGCGCCUCAGCGCCCUCACUCGCGCCGCGUCAGGCGGCUGCACAGGCUGGCAGCCGGGCUGGGUCGCCAACUGGCGUCUACCGCCCGCCCGUCCCUCGACCAACCCCGGCUAGCGCAGUGGCUGCCUCGGCGCAGGCGCGCCGCGCAACCUCACCCUCGUGGAAUGAAGCACCAGCCCGACGCUCGUUGCAGCACCCGGCCUCCGUCAGCGCUGCAGCCACGGCCGGCAGCAGCACCGCCAGCACCGUCACUGGCAACCACCGGCCCUCACAGUCAAUUCAGUCACCGCUGCCUCCCCAGCCUUAUCUCCAUCCCCAUCCUCAGCUGCGGAGCGCCGCCGGUGCUGCUGAUGGCUCCUCACCUGGUGCCACGGUGCCAGCCGGGGAGCCUGCUGCGGUGGGUGCCGCUGAGCCCCUGCUUCUAGAGCAGCUGGCGCGGCGAACGCCCUCGCCCGUCGAGCCGCGCAGUCCAGGCCUGUUCAUUAGCCCGCAGGCCUAUCGCGAGUAUGCGGCCGCAUCAACCACCAGGGCUGGCCGGCAGCAGCAGCCGGGACUGCAGCCGGCCACUGCCCCGGCAGCGCAGGCGCCGAGUGCGGGCAUGACGCCUGUGCAUGGCGGCGAGGCUGCGGGGCUGGAGGCGGGCGGCUUCACUGCGCACGGCAUUCGCGGGAUGCAGCGGCGGCUGGCAGCUGGACUGGAGGAGGCAGCUGUAGAGCGCGACCGAGACGGCCAGGGCGCGGCGCGCCGCAGCCCAGGCCGAGAGCGCGACUUUGCUGGCGCCGCAUUCACCGGCGCCGCUGCGUCCCCGGUCGCUACGCUGCGGCCGCCUGACAUCUAUGACGACGGUGUCAUGCAGCCGCGUACGGCAUCUCCGUACAUCAGUACCGCCAGCAAUGACAUGUCGGCGGCGCUGGAGGGCGGCGCCUCGCCAUACACCCUGGCCGCGGCGGCGGCGGCGGCAGCCCUGGCGGCGGCUCAGCGGUCCGACGCAAUGGCUGCGCGGCAGCGCACACGCUCGUCUGGGGGUGGAGCUGUGGGGAGCGGGUCUCUUUUCGAGUCGCCAUCCUUUGGCGGCACAGGACUCGUGCCUACAGCGCCGGCGUUUGGCGGCGUUGCCGCCAGUGCUGGCGUGGCUCCGGUGUCGUUGGUUGCCAAGGGUGUCGCGGACCUUGACCAAGCGGGGCUUGAGGCCCUGGACGCUGAGUUUGAGUUCUAUGAGGCCAUCACCGCCUCGCGCCAAGGCACGCAGGGCGGCUUUGACAGCCUGCCAGGAGCUGCUGCAGCUGCAGCUGCUACGAAUCUGGGAGGUGACGUUGGCAACCGCGCAUCUCGUGCAGGCGCUCGUGCCUUUGGCGGUGCCGGCGGUGCUGGUGCGGUCCGCGCAAGCUGGCCGUCACCCACGCACCAGAGCCCGGGGACAGCGUCCGCGUUGCCAUCGAGUGCCGCAGCUACUGCAGCUGCUGCCAACGGCGCUGGUGGGCGCUCGGUGGUCGCGUCUUCGGUGUCCAGCGCCACGUGGCGAGCACACGGUGCCGGCGCUCCGACAACAGCAGCGCCAUUGCAGGGGGCUGUGGGUGCACGCGGUAGCACCAGUGCGGGCGGCAGUAGCGCAGUUGCCGGCGGGGGUGCACCAGGCAAUGCGGCACCGGGUGUUAGUGGCAUGUCAGCUUCCGCUCUGUCGGCGGCUGCGGCGGCAGUUGUGGCCACGGCGUUGCAGCACACCCGGAGCUCGUCAAUGAGCGAUAACGGCGCCAGCGGUGGCGGUGGUGUGGGCGGCAGCGCGCUGACGCCGGGGCCCUCCGCGGUGCUGGACACGGCGGCGCUGACGGCGCAGCUCAGCCGCCUGGACGCCGCCAGCCUGGAGGCCAUUCGCGGGUACGCCAGCGGCUACAUCGACGGCCGCGUGCAGGCCAUGCCGCAGUACGGCCAGGUUCGCUCCCAAGUGGUGAAGGCCGCGGUGCUGCGGCUGGUGGAUGAGGCACUGGCCGCCAGGCACGCCGGGGACCCCAGCUCGCAGCCACAGCCACAGCCGCUGCAGGUGGCUGCCGACGCGUCAAGGCAUGUCGUCGCGCCGCGGACUGGCGCCAACCCCAUCAAGUCAGCGUCGGCCGGUGCGGCCCUCACGUUCCUGCCCACAACCGUGCCGGCGCCGGCCAACCGCGCCAGUCCUGGCGAGGAGCGCCUGCCUGCAGUGGACCUGGACCUUGACCAGGCCGCGCGCUGUCUACCGCGCCACAGCCCCUCGGACGGGUCGUCCGCACCAGUGCCGCCCCGCCCCGCACCAGCUUACAUGUCGUCGUCCGCGCGCGCCGGUGUGGCGGCUACGCUGCUGCCUGGCAACGCCUCUGAGACCGGGUCAUCAGUGGACAGCAGCCCGCUGCACGGGUCGGGCGGCCGCAGGGCCAGCGGCUCUCGCGGCAUCAGCAGCCCCAAGUCCAGCGCGCUUGUAACGGAGGCCUCCCGCAGCAGCGGCGGACGGCGCAAACGCGUCAGCUGGCACAGCAACUUCGACGGCCCGCCCGGCACGCUGCCGUCUUCCGCAGGGGCCGACGGCGCAGAUGCUGCUGCCGCCGCAGCGACAGGGUCAGGAGCCAGUGCGGUUGACCUUAUCGCUGCUGCUGCGGCUGCCGCGGUGGCUGCGGAGCGGGCAUCUCUGGAGGAGGCGGGCAUGCUCACUCGCGCCGAGGACGCACCGGCUGCCAGUGACGUGGUUGCGACCGGGCUUGCCCAGGCCGCGGCCACGACACCCGGGGCCGCGGCGCCGGCCGCUGGGGUCGUUGCUGUUUCAACCAUGGAGUCGCAAUUUCAGGUGUCUGAUGGAGUUCAGCAUGAUGUGAGCGAGUACUCGCCCUUCAGUGUUGCAAAAGGGCAGCGCGCCUUCGAGUAUGACGACGACCAGCCACGUGCGCCGGGCCCGCGGCCGGAACCACCUCAACGGCGGCUCUCGCUUGCUGAGCGCAUCGCGGCGCAGCUGUCUGACGAGACGCCGGUAGCCGAAGGCUCCGCACCGCCCAUUGGCACGGAUGCUGCAGGCCAGGUCAACAAGCCAGUGUCAACUGCUGGUGCGGACACGGCGGGUGCGGACACGGCUGCAGGGUCGGGCAGCGCCGCCACAGACGGGACGCAGCAGGAAACGGGCGCCCUGGCCUCCGCUGCAGCCGUGAUGGCUCGAGCGCAGCUGCAUGAUGCCUUGGCGCAGCGGCAGCGGCCAGACGUGGCCGCAGCUACUGUUAUUGCGGCUGUUGCGCCCAUGACCUCAUCGGAGGAGGAGCAGGCGCACGGUGCACCCGUUGGUGCAAAUGUGCCCACGAUAGCCGCAAGGCCGGUGCCCGUGGCCGCGGAUGAGGCUGCGGCUACUGCCUCGGAUGGCGCAGUCAUCAUCCCCACGCUUUUGGACGCGCCACGUGAAAUGGUGACAGUCGCAGAAUCUCCGAUUGCAGUCGCAGCCGCCAGCAGCAUUAACGGAUCACCUGCGCUAAAGGCGUCGCCAGCGACUGCAUGUGCACCUCCCCUCCUUGCGGAAGCUGUUGGAGCCGGUGAUGGGGAGCCGGCAGUGGCUGCAACGCAGCAUCCAGAGCAGAGCUGUGCUGUCGGCGCCGUGGACGGAGAACGCGUGAAGGAUCUCGCGGCUGACGCCACGACUGUCGCUGCAACUGCCGCUGCAGCAGCUGCUGCGAGCGCAUCCGCUGAAGCCUUCGCCGCUGGCAGCGCCGCUGAUGCCGUCCCAGUUGCAGCGUCCUCGGCCUACAAGGAGGCCACUGCCGUGCCUGCCUCCCAGCAGCAGGCACCGUCGGCGAACUCCAUCUCAGAUGGUCCCGACACGGCCGCCGCCGGCCAUCACCGGCCACUGGCAACUUCCUCAAGCGCUGAUGGCUACUUGACCCGCUCCCCGGGCAGCACCGGCGACGGCUCAGACCCAGGCGCAACACCGGGCUUGCCGGCACGGGCCAGCACCAGCUCGGGCUCCGGCGCGGCGCCGGGGGCUGCAUCCGUGUCUGUGUCUGUGCCUGUGCCGAUGCCGGGCACUGCAAAAGCCAACGCGCGAACAGGGCCGCACACGCCGGGCGUCACUGGGCUGAACGUGGGCGGUGGUGUGUCUGCGCGAAAGCUGGGGGCCAGCCCUCCUGGCUAUCAGCCUCAGACGCACAUGCAGUCGAGCGGCGGGGUGACGAGCCCUGGCGUCCGCAUGUCCACGUCAUCACCCACGACCGCUGCUUCGAAUGCGAACACGCUGGGCGGUGCGACAGCGCGUGGCGGUGCGACCGCUGGUGGUGCCAGUGGCGCUGGCAUCGUGCUGUCGCGCCCCGCAGGCCCCACCUUCACGUCACCGCCGCAGUCGCCUGCCUCCAUGCGGCCUUCAAAACUGCAGGCGCUGUCAUCCGGCUUCUCGGCACGCGUGGUGCAAUCCAGCGGCGGCGCCGCUCCCCGUCAUGCCGCGCCUGGUGCGGGCAACACGUCUUUUUCGUCCCUGUCCUCUGGCGGCGCUGGGCCGCACCCUUACCAGCCCACGUCACCGGCUCCGCAGCAUUCCAUCUCCAACAAGAUAAUGUCCAUCGUGUCGCCCACCGCGUCUGGGUCUGGGCAUCACCCGGUCCGCUCCGCAAGCCGCGGCGGUCGGGAUGUGGGGCAGGCCACCAGCGCCAUCACUGGCGCCACUGGCGCUGUGCUCAGCGAGCAGCUGCGGCACGAUUCGCUGAAGUUCGUGCGACAGCUCGAGGCUGCGAUUGCGGAGCAGGCGGCGGAGGCGGGGCAGUCGGAGGCGCAGAGCGCGCAGGCGGCUAUCCGCGGUGCAGAGCUGGAGGAGCAGGCGGAGGAGCAGGCGCUCAAGGCAGAUGCCGUUCAGGCCCCAGUGGCUGCACAGCAGGAGGCAGCUGCUGUGGUUUCCCCUGCGGAGGCGGCGGUUGAGUUUCCGGAAGUGCAAGCUGUGGGCAACGCAGUGCAUGCAGCGCCCAAGCGGGAGGAGCAAGGCAUCCUGUCGGCCACCGCUGAAAGCGCGACUGGCACUGCGCUCGUGCAGCCUGCCUCCCCAGAGGCGGCGGCGAGCGAAAAGGCGCCUGAUCAGAAGCAGGGCUUAGCGGCGUCGGUCGAGGCAUCGCAAGCCAUUGCGAGCAGCAGUGCUGCUGCAACAGCUGCAGCAGUGCCGUCAGCUGCGGAAAACGGCAAGAUGGGCCUUGAAGCCCUGCACACGCCUCACGGCGAACCGCCGGCGGCAGUGGCGACUGGCGCGCACGUAAAAGCAACAGCUGUUGCGGCCGCAGCGCCUUUCGCCGCAGAUGCCGCUGUGCAAGCAGCAGCCGGCGCCGUGGCGACGGAGCAGGCAUCGGCAACGACAGAACACGUGCGCAGCGAGGCAGCAACUACUGCACCCGCGGCUGCAGUGGAGGUCAGCAAGGCACCAGCACCGCCUCCAGCAGCAGAGCCAGCGGCAGCACGCACCACCGAGGUCGCGGCCACCAGCGCGCCGGCCCCUGUACCUGGCAGUUUCCGCUCGGCUGAUGCUGCGCCAAGUGUUGCACCGGCCGCACAGGCGCCUGAGAAGGGCCAUGCGGAAGCGGCUGAGCCAUCAAAGCCCGAGCCUGAGGUGCCAGUUGCCCCUCCAGCAACUGCUGCACCUGCAGUCGCCGCCGCUGCCCCGACAUCGCCAGCAGUUGCGCCAGUGCAGCAACCCGGACCGCAACCGGGCGCCGCUGGCGGUACCACGUCUGCUGCACAGGGCAGCCCUGGCGCCAGCUCGCCCGCACGCGGCGGCGCCCCUCGCGGUGUGACUCUGACACACUGGCGCGGCUCCGCAGGUGGCGCGUCGCCGACCAAGACCGCAAGCAGUGCAGCAGCAGCCGUUGGGGCGUCCAGCGAUGCCGCAGGGCCCCCCGCUCCCGAGGUCAGCAGCUUGUCAACCCUGGCUGCGCCAGCGGCUGCAGCAUCAGCAACGACUCUGCCGCCGACCGCCCCCUUGGUGCCCGAGACAGCGGCCGCAGCAGCAGUUAAAAGCUCAGAGCAGCUGAAGCCUACAGCUAUGGACAAAGAGGUGGAGCCAGUGACGGCACCGGCGCCUACACCUGCCGAGGCGCCGAAGCCGGGUGCAGUGGGCGCCCUGCCUGGCUUACAAGCAGCGGAGCAAGCGGAGAGGCAAAGCGCCAAGGGGGCCCCAGAGCCCCCGGCAGCAUUGCAGGAGGUAGAGCGCCCAGCUGGUGCUGCCAUUGGCCCCACACAACCCACGGCGCUCACCGUGGUAUCGCCAGAGCCUGCCGCCCCUACCGUCGACGCGGCUCCAGCCGAGCUUGUCAGAGACACAGCAACUUCGGCGCAGCCUGCGGCGGCUGCGCCUACCAGCCCUACUCCCAGUGCAGCUGAGAACGUCGCGGCUGGCGCGCAGCCCGCACCGGCUGCUCCUGUGCAAGCGGAGGAUGGUGGAGCGCCGGUGACGCCAGCUGGCGAGGUUGCAUCUGCCAGCGCUGCCGUGACCACGGAAGCUCCUGCGACAGAGGAGGCGCCUGUGGCAGGUGGCUACCGCCUGAAACUCAGCCCCAGUCUGAACUCGGUGGUGUCGGCAGCGGACACGCCGGACGGCAGCGGUACCACCACGCCGACGCAGCGGCGCAGCGGCCGCGACGCGCGCAGCAUUGAGCCGGUGCUGGCGGAGCUGAAGACCGUCAAGUCUGCCAUUGCCGCUGGCGACCCUGACGGCUCCAGCACCGCUCGGAUGACGGCGCUGCUGGAGCAGCUGGACAGCUACCGCCGCGGCGUGGAGCGCAAGCACGGCCCCAGCCACUCUAUCGCCACGCAGCUGCGCAUCCUGCACGCCGACAUGAGCAAGUGGCUGCGCUCCAACACCGCCAACACCGCCGCUGUCCCAGGUGCCGUGGGGCCUGGUGCCGCUGGCAGCGCGCACAUCAAUGUUGGGAGCGGCGUGGUGGCGGCGGCCGCUGCGGCACAUGGCGCCGUGCGCACGGGCAGUGCCGGCGGCAGCAGCACCGCCGCACGUGGCGCUCCGCCUGCAUUGGAGGCCGUGCCUGAGGCAGCGGCGGCAGAGCAGCGGCCGCUGCCGGCGCAACAGGCUCAGCCAGACCAGCCGGGUCAGCAGUGGGCUGGGGCGGGCUCCGUGGGGCGAAGGGAGUCCCAGUCGUCUGUCAACACGGACGCGACGUUCGAUACAGCGGGUGGCGGCACCGCCGCCUCCACGCCGCGCGACAGCAUCGCGGACGGCGGUGGCGGCUUCUCAUUCCCCUCGCACCAGGCCUCAUCGGAGCAGCCGCGCGGCUCUGCAGGCGGCUUCAACGCUCUGCCGCAGCCAGGCCGGCCUAGCGGCUCGGGCCUUGCUGGAAUGCAGCAGCCUGGUAACAACGGCGCUGCUAUGAACCGCGGUAUGGGCGGCGGUGGCGGCACGGCUACAGGGAACAUGGGCAGCAUGGGCACUGGCGGUAUGCCGCUCAGUGCCGGCCCCGGGCACCAGGGGAUGGGGUCGCGUGUGUCCUUUGCGGCUAUGGGCAUGGCAGGUGCUGGCGCCAUGGGCCAAGGAGGCACAGGCAUUGGCGCAGGUGGCAUGGGCAUGGGUCCUGGCGGCAGCAUGGGAAUUGGUAUGGGGUUGUACGGAGCCGGCGGCGGCAUGGCGCAGCCGGGCGUGGGCGGCACCGGCCACAUGGGCAUGGCUGGCUCCGGGAUGAUGCAGCCCGGCAUGCAUGGCACGCAUGGCGUGGGCAUGGCCGGCAUGAUGCAGCCUGGGGCCGGCAUGAUGCAGCCCGGCGCGGCUGGUGGCGGCAUGGGCGGUGGCAUGAGUUUGAUGGAGCUGGCCAACCAGCUCAACAGCAUGACCAUGCAGCAGCAGGCGUCGCAGGGGCCAACGCAGUCGGCUGUGUUCAUGCCGGUGGGCAUGCGCGCGACCAUGCCGUCGCGGACCUCGGAGAUCAGUGCCGCUGCAGCGGCCACAGCAGUGACGGCAGUGCAACGGACGGCGUCAGCGUCGGCUCAGGCCGAGGCGCUACAGCAGUCGCAGUCGCUGAAGAAGCCAAAAUCUAAGUGGAGCACUCUAUUCGGGAAGAAGUAAAAGAGUCAUAUGUGUCCAAGGAUGUGUUGAGCUGUGUACAAGGUGCUUAUGAAGCAAGCCCUGUGUCGUAGUAUGGAACGGUACGGAUAUUGGUCAAGGAACUUAUUAUAUGCGCGCAGAUGCAGGCACCGUAGAUUUGUGUCUUGGGCACCACGCAACGGGUAACGUAGUACUGGUGCCAGAAAUUUCAACACAAGCGCGUGGGGUGGACGCUGACUUCAGGUAAUAACAGUCGUCGUACUGGUGCUUCUAUUGCCAUUAAUGAAGGGCACCAGAGGGCCUCUGUAAGUAAGCCAUGGUAUACCGGUAUCGUACUGGUGCUGCAAGGUUAAAGUCGGGCGCGUAGUCUCGCCUUCAGCAGGAUAUCAGGGAUACCUAGUCAGCCAGCGUGGGCGUGACGCAGUGUGACGCUCAUGCCUCUCAUCUUUACAUCGGCUUCCGCACUCCAACGGCCUGUUGCGAAACAGUGUGCAUGCGCCGCAUCGUGCAUAGCCUAGCGCUGCUAGUGUAUGCAUUGCAAAUGUACAACGGACAGACAUAGAGCAACAAUGCAGGCCAUACACACUAGUACACUACCGUACUGCCACGCUCAAUUGGUGACACCAAUUUGGUGAAAAUCACCAAUUUGGUAGCACUGUAGCAGGGAACAAUGUCGACUAGGAUUUGCCAGAGCCCGUCACCAGUUCCUGUGCACUCUGAAUUCAAGUUGGGCGAAAACACGCAAACGGGCUGCUUUGGCUAGUGGCGCUGCUUCCUACAGUAAGCAAUAGUCAUAUAGUAUACCGUACGCACAAUGCUCAGUGUAGCCCCAAAGGCUGAGCAGCAGACGUACUGCGGGACAUUGGCUGGAUAGCGCCUACAAGCGCGGGGCUUGUGUUGCAGCUGCCGGGGCCGAAAGAGACGCUGGGUA
Molecule: messenger RNA, 10643 nt
Organism: Chlamydomonas reinhardtii
Lineage: Eukaryota; Viridiplantae; Chlorophyta; Chlorophyceae; Chlamydomonadales; Chlamydomonadaceae
Exons: 5
Coding region: 242-9733 (3163 amino acids)
Source: RefSeq, a predicted model, not a curated record